AUGAGUGGUUCUAUAGUUAGGGCUUUGAAUUGGGACAUUGGUUAUGAACAGCAAUUUCUUGCUAUUAAUCCAAUUGGAGAUGAGGUAUUGUUGUACCAAACCAAUCAUGAAGAUCCCGGUACUGAGUCUAAUGACUUAAUUAAAAUCAAUAGCAGGGCGGGGUUUGAAAACAUUCAAUGUUCAGCAUAUUCUAUAAUAAAUAAGGGACUUACAGGAGUAGGAUCUAUUAGUGGGAACAUAUCUAUCUUUGAUAUAAAUUCCAAUACUUCAUCAAUCUUAAAACUUAAACCAAAACAAAAUCGACCAUGUAAUUCUAUAUCAUUUAAUCAUAGUAAUUUAAUAGUAGGAGGAUUUGAUAAAGGUAGACAAGAUAAUUCACUUCAGAUUUGGAAUAUCGAACAUUAUUCUCGAAAUAGUACUAAUGAUCAUAUUAAACGUCCAGUAGCAACUUAUUUACCUAAUGAAGCCAUACUUUCAGCCAUAUUUUAUCCUGAUCGUGAAAGUAGUAUACUAUGUGGUUCAUAUAAAUUCUUAAGAGAAAUUGAUUUAAGACUGGAUCAACCAGCAUUUCAAAUGGCUACUAAAUGUACUUUAGGAUUAACUGUAGAUCAUUUCCAGAAUCAUUUAUUUCAAUCAUUUAGUGAGGAUGGUUCAUUAGCAAUUUGGGAUAGAAGAAAGUUAACUACAUCUAAUUCUUCUAAGGGUAAGGCCUCAUUAUCUUCAGGAUAUGUUAUUACAGAAACUCCCGUAUUACAAUUUAGUAAACUUUUAAAUGAUAUAUCAUCACGAAAGAAUCAGAAUCCUUGUGUAAGAUAUUCGACUAUAAGAAGAGGAGAAUUUUCUGCAGUAUUUAAUGGUGAUUUAAUUAGAAGGUGGCAUACUGGAAUUGUUCCAGAUUCAUCAAUUGGUGGUGAAGUUGAAAUUGAUAAUAAAUCCAAAAAGGAUCCCACUAUAGUUCAAAGUCUUAAACAACAAUCAAUGCAAUUAUACAAAGAUGGAGAAGAAUCCUUAUUUGUUUCUUUAGUUCUUGAUGUGAAGACUGAUUAUGAAAGAGUCGUAUCAUUUGAUUAUUCUCCUGAUAUUGUUUCAAACACUUCUACUAAUUUUGUAUGUAUGAGACAAUCAGGAUCGGUAUUUAGAAUGCCGGUUGUAGAAUGUGUGGAAGCCAUAGAUUUUAAUUCAUUAAAUGAAUUCACAAUAGCUGGGCCCGAAGGUACUAUGUCUAAGUUUAUACCCAAUGAAUCUCGUGAAGUUAUCGCUGGUCGAAAUCGUGCUACAUCUCUGGCUACAAAUAAUAAUGGGAAUUUUACUAAAAAUAAUACAACUAUGAAUAGAUUAGGUAAUUUAAGUUUAACCGAAGAUUUAAGAAAAUAUAGUGAAGGAGAUUUUUCAGAAGAUUUAGAUUCUGCUAUGGAUGAUGAGAGUGUGAUAGCUAAAUUUGGGAAUGAUAAUAAUUUCAGUCGUUUAGAUAAUCGUGGUAGAUUUGAUAAUUAUCUUUCAAAUAAUUUACUUGAAUCUACUGAUGUUAUAAAUAAUGAUAUAUGUACUACUAUAAGAAGAAGAGCCAUAAUGGGAUAUGGAGUUGACUUUGAUGAAAAUGUUCGAGUCUUGGAAACAUUGGAUUCUAUUGAUACUCAACUCUUUUUACGUAAUACUUGGAAAUGGUUAAGUUUAGCUAAGAAAUCUUUAGAUAAAGGAACUAUGAUCUCAGAGGGAAUAGAUUUAGGAUAUCAAGGAGUUCUUGGGAUUUGGAAAGGGGUAGAAGAAUUAAGAGAUCAGAAUAGAAGUGCUCCUGAGGCAGGUCCUAUAACUGAUACUUGGUUUUCUCAUGCUGUAAAAUCCAUUGUAUCAUCAAAGGGUAAAAAGACUGCAGGAAUUAAUAUAUCUAGUAGUAGUGAAAGAAAAAUUCAAAGGAAGCUUUGUUUAAUUGUUUCUGGAUGGUAUUUAGCCGAUAAUGAAUUUGAAGAAAAGUUAGAUAUUCUUGUUUCAUUAGGAUUUUAUGAAAAGGCUGCUGGAUGGGCAGUUUUCCAUGGUGAUGUAAGUAAAGCUAUUGAAAUCUUAGGUAAUGCUAAGAAAGAGAAAUUAAGACUUAUAUCUACUGCCGUAGCUGGGUAUUUAGCCUAUAAAAAUUCCAAUGUUAAUAGUCCUUGGAAAGAUCAAUGUCGUAAAAUGGCUUCUGAAUUAGAUGAUCCAUAUCUUCGAGCCAUAUUUGCAUUUAUAGCUGAUAAUGAUUGGUGGGAUGUAUUAGAUGAACAUGCAUUACCAUUACGAGAAAGAUUAGGUGUAGCGUUAAGAUUCUUAUCUGAUAAAGAUUUAAAUGUUUAUUUAAAUAGAAUUGCUGAUUCGGUUGUUAGUAAAGGAGAACUUGAAGGAUUAAUUUUAACUGGAUUAACUCCUCGAGGUAUGGAUUUACUUCAGAGUUAUGUAAAUAGAACUAGUGAUGUUCAAACGGCAGCAUUAAUAUCGGCAUUUGCAUGUCCUCGAUACUUUUCUGAUGAUAGAAUUAAACAUUGGGUGGAUUGUUAUAGGAGUUUACUUAAUAGUUGGGGAUUAUUUAAGAUUCGAGCUAAAUUUGAUGUUUCCAGAACAAAAUUAUCUAAGAAUUAUGCUGGAAAUGCUACCAUAAAGGCUUCACCUAAACAAGUAUAUCUUCAAUGUUCUCGAUGUAAUAAGAAUAUUUCUAAAUCCAAAUCGAAUUCUAUGGGACAAGGAGCUAGUACUCAUGCAUUAUUAAAACAAUUCAAUAAGUUAAAGUUAUCAAAGGGUAGUAUUAAUGCGUGUCCUCAUUGUGGAGCCCCCUUACCGAGAUGCUCUAUAUGUUUACUUAGUCUUGGAGCUCCUCUUGCCUUUGAUUCAUUUGAUGAUACGACUAAAAGUAAAAUAGAAGAUAAGUUUAAAGAAUGGUUUAGUUUCUGUCUUAGCUGUAAUCACGGAUGUCACGCGCAUCAUGCCGAAGAAUGGUUUUCCAAACAUUAUGUAUGUCCUGUACCUGAUUUCAUUAAUGAUGUUCUAGCCAAGAUUGAUCGAGAAAAGAAAGUCAUUCAAGGAUUUCAGAAUAUUAAGAAAAACAGUGAUAAUGCCGAAGUGAUUCAAAAGUGUAACUCCCAGAUAAGGGAAACACAACAGAAUAUCACCUUUCUUGAACAAAGUCUUGUUAAAAUCAAUCUACAAGUUAAUGGCAGUGAAUCAGAAUCACCCGAGAAAAAGUCUGAAUUACCAGCAAAUGACAAUAAACCAAUUUAUUCCCGAUUUGAUCUAAUUAAGUAUGACUGUCCAUCUUUAGGCCAUAAGAUUCAGUAUAUGUUACAACAUUUACCAUUUAAAUUACAAGCCGAAUAUAAAUAUCGAGAAGCCAAUGAGAAAAUCCAUCAGUUAUACUUAAAGGACGGAGAUAAGUCUUCGAGUAUAGCAGCUGAAGGAGGCAAAAUGGAGAAUGAUCAAAAGAUUCUGUUAUUGAAGAAAGCUUUAAGAAAGUAUCAAAAUAUGCAUAUUGAUCUUGAAGAGUUUACUAAGGAUUUUGAAAUGAUGACUACUCCUAAACAUGCUAUAAAACCACUCACAGGCAAAUUGACUGUAUCGGUUACAUGUAUUAGAGAUGUUGAUCAUAUAGCAUCACCAAUGUUGGCUAAGAAACCUGAAUCUAUUGUAGUUAUUAAAAUCGAUGAUGUUGAAAAGGCUCGUACUAAACCUUCAAGAACUAAUAAAUGGAAUGAAGAAUUAUCAUUUCAUGUUGAAAAGGGUAAAGAAAUUGAAUUGGCCGUGUUUGAUAAAUCAGCCAAUAAUUGGGUCCCCGUAGCUGUUAAUUGGGCAUUACUUUCAGAUAUUACCGAAGAAAUUCGUAAGAAGAAAGUAGCCAAUGAAUUAGGAUCUAGUGGAUGGAUGACUGCAUCAAAUUUAUCUCAUGUAAAUACCGUUGGAGGUCCUAAUCAAUUCAGUAAUGAAUCAGAUAAAUCCACUGAUAUUUAUACUAAUUCAUUCAAUAAUUUUAGUGAUCUGGCAGCAACUUUAGCCACUUCGGGUUCAACCACAAGUGCAAAUGCCGAUGGACUGAAAAUUCAAAUUAAUUCAUGGUUAAGUUUGGAACCAGUCGGACAAAUUCUUGUGACAAUUAAUUUUGAAAAGACUAAUGUCGAAGGUAAAAAAUUAAUGGGAGCUAUUGAACGUCAUGGAGCCAUUAAAAAGAAGAAGGAUGAAGUCUUUGAACAACAUGGACAUCAAUUUGUUCAAAAACAAUUCUAUAAUGUUAUGUGUUGUGCCUUAUGUGGAGAAUUUCUUCGAUAUACUGGUUAUCAAUGUCAAGAUUGUAAAUUCUUAUGUCAUAAGAAAUGUUAUCAAAAAGUGGUUACUAAAUGUAUUUCGAAAUCUAGUACGGAUGAUGAUGAUGAAACUAAAUUAAAUCAUCGUAUUCCUCAUAGAUUUGUUAAUACCAAUAAUAGUGGAACUAAAUGGUGUUGUCAUUGUGGUUAUCUAAUACCUUGGGUUCGGAAAAAGAGUGAUAGUGUUCGAAAAUGUAGUGAAUGUCAUAUCAUGUGUCAUGCUCAUUGUACUCAUUUAGUUCCUGAUUUAUGUGGGAUGUCAAUGGAAACGGCUAAUACGAUUCUUAUGACAAUUAAAUCUACAAAACCAAGUGCUCCUCGUACUACCACUACUACCACCACCACCCAUGCUCAUUCUCAUUCUCCUGGUAAAGUUAUUAAACCUUCAACAUCUUAUGGAGGUCUACCAAGUCUUCCAUCCACUGCUGAAUCUUACGGAAAAGUAUCCGAUAAUUUAACUAGUUUAUCGGAUGAUGAAGCCGAUACUAAAGAUAUUUAUGAUUCAAAAUUACCAACGCAAACUACAAAUGCUUAUCAACAACCAGUUCAACAUCCUUAUGCUAGUGCUCUUAAUAGGCGUCCACCUCCAACAUUUGGUCAACAACAAGGACAAGUUGCUCAAGAACAAAUCUCUACUGUAGAAGAACCUCAUAUUCCAAUUCAAAGAGAUAUACUUCCUGAACCUCAAAUUCAUCAACAAUCAGGUGAUUUUGAUAAUUUUGAUUAUAAUAAUCAUCAUACUGAUCAAUACAUUCCUGGUGAAGUAAUGGCAGCUCCUAGAAUUGAUGAUAUUCCAACCGAUGAUCAUAAACAAAUCCAACAUGUUCAACCUCCUGAACAUGCUAAAGUUAAAGGGAAACGUAGAAAGAGAAGAGUUGGAUUAGAUGAUUUCCAAUUCUUGGCUGUAUUAGGUAAAGGUAAUUUUGGUAAGGUUAUGUUGGCUCAAUCAAGAGAUACUUAUGCCUUAUGUGCUAUUAAAGUAUUAAAGAAGGAACAAAUCAUUCAAGAUGAUGCUGCCAGUGAUGUUAAAUCAGAAAAGAGAGUAUUCUUAACGGUUAAUAAGGAAAGACAUCCAUUCUUAUUGAAUUUGCAUUGUUGUUUCCAAUCGGAAAAUCGAAUCUAUUUUGUUAUGGAAUAUAUUUCCGGAGGAGAUUUAAUGUUUCAUGUUCAAAAUGGUAAAUUACAUCCUAAAAGAGCCAAGUUCUAUGCUUGUGAAAUUCUUUUAGGAUUAGAAUAUUUCCAUCAAAAUGGAAUUGUUUAUCGAGAUUUGAAAUUAGAAAAUAUCUUAUUAACUAGUCAAGGACAUAUUAAGAUUGGAGAUUAUGGUUUAUGUAAAGAAAAUAUGUGGUAUGGAAAUACUACAGGAUCAUUCUGUGGUACUCCUGAAUUUAUGGCACCAGAAAUUGUUUCUGCUAAACCAUAUGAUAGAAGUGUUGAUUGGUGGGCAUUUGGAGUUUUGUUUUUCCAAAUGCUUUUACGUACUUCACCAUUUAAGGGAGAAGAUGAAGAAGAAAUCUUUAAUGCUAUAUUAAAUGAUGAUGUUAAAUAUCCAAUUUAUUUACCAAGACAAACUGUAUUAGUUUUACAAGGUUUAUUAACUAAAGAUCCUACUAAACGUCUUGGAGGUAGUGAAAGAGAUGCACAAGAAAUUAAAGAACAUGAAUAUUUUAGUGAUGUUAAUUUUGAUGAUGUUUUACAUAUGAGAAUUCCCGUGCCAUUUGUUCCGGAAUUAAAUAGUGAACAUGAUUAUAGUAAUUUCGAUAAAGAGUUUACUUCUGAAACUCCAAGAUUAACCCCAGUAGAUAAUGUUCUUAGUGCUGAAGUUCAAGAACAAUUCCGGGGCUUCUCUCAUAUUGCUGAUAAUGCAACUAUAUAGGUUUGGUAACAUAGUUAUAGUUUAGGUUUACAUUAUUUGUAUUUAAUUAAAGUUUGAAAUUAAUAAUAAUAAUAUAAUUAAAAAUUAA
Scheffersomyces amazonensis is the source of this 6280-nucleotide messenger RNA. RefSeq lists its product as uncharacterized. Gene Ontology annotation, cellular component: cytoplasm. NCBI's taxonomy places the organism in Eukaryota, Fungi, Ascomycota, Pichiomycetes, Serinales, Debaryomycetaceae. Gene Ontology annotation, molecular function: diacylglycerol-dependent serine/threonine kinase activity; protein binding; ATP binding. The coding region runs from base 1 to 6192 and encodes 2063 amino acids. The record is from RefSeq and is a predicted model, not a curated record. Gene Ontology annotation, biological process: protein phosphorylation; fungal-type cell wall biogenesis; positive regulation of TORC1 signaling. The transcript has 2 exons.